Aspergillus caelatus is the source of this 1380-nucleotide messenger RNA. RefSeq names its product ferritin-like domain-containing protein. The transcript has 2 exons. NCBI's taxonomy places the organism in Eukaryota, Fungi, Ascomycota, Eurotiomycetes, Eurotiales, Aspergillaceae. Bases 1 to 1380 code for a protein of 459 amino acids. The record is from RefSeq and is a predicted model, not a curated record.
AUGCCUUGGAAUCGACUUAUCGCGAUCAGUUGCCUGAGCUGGGUGCCAGCAAUACUGGCAGUUCCCCAGGCAAAAGUUGUUCGAUCUACGACUGUUCCACCUGUAGUCAGUCACCCAACUUCGCUGACCCACACUCCAUUCAGUGGCACUCCAACCACCACCGGGGCUUUACAUGCUUCUUCAAUAGGCACUGGGGUUCCUAGCCUGGGGAUCCCACCCACAGCGACAACUUACCCUAGCGACGGGCAACUCCACGGCCCUCAACCAGGUCCAUAUAUCCCAGCUGGGGGUAUCGGAACUGGCGGAGAAACGCCGGUUUACAACGCGAAGAGCGACUUCGACUAUGAGUCGUUGGCUCUUGCUCUUUAUCAAGAGUAUACCGAGCUAGAUCUCUUCCACGAUGGCUUGGCCCGCUUUUCGGUAGAAGAAUUCACAGCUGCUGGGCUCACAGCUGAGGAUCGUUUUUUGAUCGAGUUCAUGGCGGACCAGGAGGUUGGGCAUGCAACGAUGAUUACCAACAUACUGGGCGCCGAAGCCCCUAGGAUGUGUACCUAUAACUAUCCGUAUACUACGGUACACGAGUUUGUGGACUUCUGUCAGAAGCUUACUCGCUUUGGGGAGUCUGGUGUUUAUGGCUUCCUGCCUCAUCUCAACUCGCGCGAAGCAGCAAUACUUCUUCUCCAGUCGAUUACCACAGAAGCUAGGCAGCAAAUGAUUUUUCGUCAAUUCGAAGGACUUUUUCCGAUGCCGGUCUGGUUCGAGGUUGGUGUACCCCAAUCUUGGGCUUGGACAUUACUGGCACCAUACAUCAGCUCGUGCCCCGAAAAUCAGACAAGGUUGGCCUGGCAGAACUUCCCUGCCUUAUACAUCGAAAAUCAGCCGAAUCCGGUGAGAAUCAACGGAUCAGCUGCCUUCAAUGAGACCGUAGGAGGAGGUGUGAAUUCAUUGAACAGAACCGCUGUCCCCAGCGACGCCUCUUGUGUCAACUCGACUACCCUGGGCUUUAGCUGCUAUCCUGCGAUUACGCACAACCGCACACUACCCCUGUCAUGGCCAGGCCGAGAGGUUUUCCUGCAUUGGGAUGAACCAGGUCGACCAGUCGGACCAAACAACAGCUACAUCACCUCAACGAGCGCCGGAGAUCCGAAGUACGUAGUGUGGGUAACGCAAUUGAAUGUGACAUAUUCUCCCCUAGAAAUGACUGGCGACAACUGUGGAUCGACAAUCCAACCUGACAUUCAAACUUAUGCCGGAGACCCUGCAGUUAACGGCACCAUGUUCAUUGCGAUUACAGACUCAGACCCCUAUUUGAGUCCGUUCAACCUCUCAAUGAUCAAUCCCCACGUAGUUGCUGGCCCAGCCCUCUAUCAAUCAGGGUAG